UGUCAAAGUUGAAUUCUGUUUUCUCUGUGAUUUUUUAUGAGUAAACUUUAAAGCAUUUUCGGCAUUUAAAUUUCACUUUUAAUAAUUUAAAUAAACGUUGAAGAACCAGAAAAUUAAUCAUGUUAACAAUCAACACUUCAUAAAUAAUUUAAAAUAAAGCAAACAUGGAAACUAAAAAAAUAUCUUUUAGCUUUAUGAAAACCAAGAAACAGGAAAAGCCAGUAGCUACCGAACAGAAGGAAUACAUUGAAUGUGUGGAAGAGAAGUCCAUAAAAGUUGUUGGUGGUGAAGAGGUAAAAGAUGAGGCGCCCUUGGUCAUACCUAUGAAGCCCAAUACAAUGAUAACAGCAGAACGGCUUCGCCAAAUAGCUGAAAAAGUUGAAAAUUUUGAAGACCAACCCGUUCAAGAUGAGAACAAUGCUAUACCCGAUGUUAAAAAUGAGAAUGAAACUCUGGAACAAAUGGCUGCUCGGGAAUUGUUGGAAGAAGCACAGAAAAAGACUGCAGUUGACACUGUCUCUUCUUUAGUUUUGCCAGUGCCAGCUCAGCCUGUGCUUGAGGGACAAAAGGAGUCAACAUUAGAUGAUUAUGAAUCUGUGCCUAUACAAGAUUUUGGGCUGGCCAUGCUGCGUGGAAUGGGCUGGGCACCAGGAAAAGAACAAUCAAAAUAUAAACAUCCGGAGCUUCGACCCAAAGGUCUAGGAUUAGGAGCUGAUAAAGUAAUUAAGGAAAAUCAAAAGAAAAAAUCAAAGUCUAAAGAUAAUGAGGAAGAGCUUGCGAUUGUAAAAAAAUCGUUCGUGAAAAUUACGACGGGUAAAUAUGCCGGAUUCUAUGGACAGGUUGUAAGCCUCGAUGAAGAAAACGGAAGGGCAAUGGUUGAUAUUCCAAUAAAAAAAGAAACGGUCAGCUUGAGUGAGUUCAUGAUGCAGCCAGUACCAAAAUCUGAAUAUGACAGAGAAUCUAAAGUCAUCAACGCUGAUUCAUAUCAAGAAUAUAAAAAACAGGAAAGCAUACAGAAACCUCCAAAAAAGCCCUCAAAGACUGAUAGAGAUAGUUCAUCUUACAAUAGGAAUUCUGAUGAUAGGAAGCCGAAAGAAUAUGAAAGCCUAUCAAAUAAUAAGAAUAGAACAGGAGACAGAAGAUAUCAUUCGCCUGAUAGUGACAAGGAGACAAGGCGUAGAAAUAAAUCAAGCAGAAAGUACAGCAGUAAUGAAUCCCUUAAUUCGUCUGAUUCAGAAUACAACAAAUCGAAAGAUAGAAGAAGAAAUAGUACCAGCAGUGACUCAUCCUCCAAUUAUAAGCACAAGAAAAAGAGCCACAGCAAGAGUUCGAAAGAAAAACGUGACAUUGAUAAGAAAAGGAAAGGGAAAAAGAAAAAAAGAGAUAGAGAUAGAUCGCCUAAUUAUAAGAAAUAUAGAAAAUAAGAAUAUUGGAAUUGUAAUUUUUAUUAUACUGAAUUUUUAAAGCUGUUGUUUUUUAGAUCCCUGCGGUGAAUGUAUAA
Messenger RNA from Zerene cesonia (dogface butterfly), 1501 nucleotides. RefSeq names its product G-patch domain and KOW motifs-containing protein. The record is from RefSeq and is a predicted model, not a curated record. Gene Ontology annotation, biological process: mRNA splicing, via spliceosome. The transcript has 7 exons. The coding region runs from base 165 to 1424 and encodes 419 amino acids. Gene Ontology annotation, cellular component: spliceosomal complex. NCBI's taxonomy places the organism in Eukaryota, Metazoa, Arthropoda, Insecta, Lepidoptera, Pieridae.